This is a messenger RNA of Camelina sativa (false flax), 1171 nucleotides long. Its product is annotated as putative xyloglucan endotransglucosylase/hydrolase protein 32. Gene Ontology annotation, cellular component: apoplast; cell wall. The record is from RefSeq and is a predicted model, not a curated record. Gene Ontology annotation, biological process: cell wall biogenesis; xyloglucan metabolic process. Gene Ontology annotation, molecular function: xyloglucan:xyloglucosyl transferase activity; hydrolase activity, hydrolyzing O-glycosyl compounds. Lineage: Eukaryota; Viridiplantae; Streptophyta; Magnoliopsida; Brassicales; Brassicaceae.
CUCUUCUUCUUUCCACUCCACACAAAAGUAGAAGAAAAUGAAAAUGGGAAACUCUUUGAUCUCUCUUCUCUCUAUCUUCCACUUGUUGGUGUUUUGGGGAUCCUCAGUGAAUGCUUACUGGCCACCAUCACCUGGUUAUUGGCCAAGCUCCAAGGUUAGCUCCCUGAACUUCUACAAAGGUUUUAGGAAUCUUUGGGGUCCUCAGCAUCAAAGAAUGGACCAAAAUGCCCUCACCAUCUGGCUUGAUCGAACCUCAGUGUAUUUGGGGUUUAUUAUUAUAGGAAGUGGAUUCAAGUCGGUAAAGCCAUUUAGAUCAGGCUACUUUGGAGCAAACAUCAAACUCCAACCUGGCUACACUGCCGGAGUCAUCACAUCUCUCUAUCUAUCAAAUAAUGAGGCACAUCCAGGGUUCCAUGAUGAAGUGGACAUAGAAUUUUUGGGGACAACAUUUGGGAAGCCUUACACACUUCAGACGAAUGUUUACAUUAGAGGAAGUGGUGAUGGCAAAAUCAUUGGUCGUGAGAUGAAGUUUCACUUGUGGUUUGAUCCCACUAAAGAGUUUCACCAUUAUGCUAUUCUUUGGAGCCCUAGAGAAAUCAUAUUUUUUGUGGAUGAUAUUCCCAUAAGAAGAUACCCGAAGAAGAGUGCGUAUACAUUUCCUUUAAGACCAAUGUGGCUUUAUGGUUCCAUAUGGGACGCUUCUACUUGGGCAACUGAGAAUGGUAAAUACAAAGCUGAUUACAAAUAUCAACCUUUUACUGCCAAAUACACUAAUUUCAAGGCGAUCGGUUGCACUGCCUACUCGUCAUCACGGUGCCGUCCUGUAUCAGCUUCACCAUACCGUUCUGGCGGGCUAUCCCGUCAGCAAUACCAAGCCAUGAGAUGGGUUCAAACACAUAGUAUGGUAUACAAUUAUUGCAAAGAUUAUAAGCGUGACCAUUCUUUAACGCCAGAAUGUAGGCGUUAGGAAAUAUUGAGGAAUGUCCCAAAGUUUGAGAAUUUUGAUUACAUCAAAGAAAAUACCACAAAGAGCUUGGUAAAAUUUUGGGAUUAUUUUUUCUUUUUGUUUCAUUAUUAAUAUUAUGUGGUUGUUUGUUUCACAAAUAAAUUUUCUUAUUUGGCUUAUCAUCUUGUGUAAAGUAAAUGUAUUCAAUAUCAUAUUGUUUGUCAA